Molecule: messenger RNA, 993 nt
Organism: Parastagonospora nodorum SN15
Lineage: Eukaryota; Fungi; Ascomycota; Dothideomycetes; Pleosporales; Phaeosphaeriaceae
Exons: 3
Coding region: 1-993 (330 amino acids)
Cellular component (GO): cytoplasm
Molecular function (GO): glutathione transferase activity
Source: RefSeq, a predicted model, not a curated record
AUGACUACAGAGAUCCAUAAAUACGGUACAGACGAUGGCUGGCACGGAGUAAUCAAGGAAGGCGGGGAAUUUCCGCCAGAGAAGGAUAGGUACCACUUGUACAUAGGUCUCUUCUGCCCUUUUGCCCAUCGUCCAAACCUUGUUCGACACCUCAAGCACCUCACUUCAACCCUCCCUAUAUCAGUUGUGCGUCCGUACCCUAAAGGCGAGCCUGGCUGGCGCUUCGAUGAAACGUACCCCAAUGCGACGCCUGACCACCUCUUCAACAGCCGGUUCAUGCACCAGCUCUACUUCCGCGACGACCCGGCAUAUACUGGCAGAUACAGCGUCCCGCUGCUAUGGGACAAGAAGACGAAUCGUAUUGUGAAUAACGAGAGUGCAGAGAUGUUGAAGUGGCUUCCACAUGCUUUUGAUUCAACCAUCGAGGAUCAGAAGAUUAGGGAAAUAGACUUCUACCCACAGGAUCUGAGAAGCAAGAUUGAUGAGAUUUCUCUAUGGCUUACAUCUCUCAUCUGCUCUGGUGUGUACAAAGCGGGAUUUGUAUCGACACAAGAAGAAUAUGAAAAGAACGUCGUGCCGCUAUUUGCUGCACUAAACAAGCUCGAAGACCUUGCCCAUAAGAACGGUGGGCCGUACAUACUAGGCGAGAAGAUGACCGAGCUGGACCUGCUGGCGUAUCCGACGAUCGUCAGAUUUGACACGGUGUAUGUUCAGCACUUCAAGACUAACCUGGGUAUGGUCCGGCAUGACUAUCCGGUGCUCAACAAUUGGCUGAAAAAUCUGUACUGGAAUGUGGAAGGGUUCAAGGAAUCGACCGACUUCAAGCACAUCAAGGAGAAUUACACCAAAAGUCACUCCGACAUCAAUCCUCAUGCUAUCACGCCUCUCGGACCUUACCCAGACGUCGAAGAGGAUUACGAAAGUGAUUGGAGCAAGCUGAAGCCUGGCAAGGUUGCACAUCCGCGAGUGCUCGAAGCAAUGAGUAAAUUGUAG